CUUAAUUAAUUUCUGUCUGCAUCUCAGCUCCAAAUAGACGGCACCCCUCUGUCAUCUUCUGAGCUGGCGGUCUUACCUAAAUCUAGACAAUUGGUUGGUCAGAUUUCCUUCACUUCUCAACAACAUGGUAUGGCACCUGAUCAGGGCGGUUUGGAAGUGUCCAGUGGAGGCGGAGACAUGACUGACAGUGUGACUGCAAGCAUGUCAGGAGUGACCCAAGGCCGAAAGAGAAAACACAAAAACAAAGUGAAAGUAAGGCGAGCCAGCAUUUCAGAGCCUAGUGACACGGACCAUGAGCUUACAGGACGGUCUGCUGUACAGGAUAUCAUCCUACCACAUCAGAAGGACAUUGAGAGAAUGGACAGCUUUCGAGAACAGCUGGGAGAGGACUGGCUACGUUACCAGCAUCACCUUGAUGAUACUCCAAUCCACCCAGCUUUCCCAAAAGUAGACAAAGUUACCAUUCAAGUGAAUGCCAACUGCUGUACCCCACCAACUAACACACAGCCAACAAAUCUGGAGUUUCUCCCCCCUCCACUGCUGUCCUCCGAACUGAAAGAGCAGGAGGACAAUGAAGAGAUGGAGAGCACAGACCUGCAGCCUGACACAGAGUCCACCCUGCAAUGGACAGGCCAAAGUCCCCCGGACACCGAAUCGACUCUGGAGACAAGUCUAGGAAACACUCAGACUCCAACUGAGGCCUGCACUGACCCUCAACCACCACAAGAUCAGGAAGACGACGACAGGGGAGUGGAUUUGUGUAGGCCGGUGCUGGUUGGGCUACUAUUAGAAGAUGUGGAGACAGAUGAGAAAAUGGUCUCUGAGCCGCUAUUCCUGCGAGUGCGCCAGUGCCACCUGCUGGAGGUAGACAUGCACCGGGGGUGUGUUAAAACACGAGUGGAGCUAGACAGCUUGCAAAAGGUCAUGGCCACUCAGGUCACCUGCAACGUGAAGAAGGAGAAGAUGACUCACCCAGGCUUGGAGCUCCACUUCCGGUACAUCAGUCGUGAGAGACAAAAACGUUGCUACAUAAUGCUGGAUGACAAGCCACAGGAGGAAUUAAAGGUCAGCAGGAAUACUUAUCAUGUGACAUUCAGGCAAUGUUUCUAGACUUUUUCCUAAUGC
Messenger RNA from Triplophysa rosa, 1125 nucleotides. Its product is annotated as serine/threonine-protein kinase 11-interacting protein-like. The record is from RefSeq and is a predicted model, not a curated record. NCBI's taxonomy places the organism in Eukaryota, Metazoa, Chordata, Actinopteri, Cypriniformes, Nemacheilidae. Bases 130 to 1110 code for a protein of 326 amino acids. The transcript has 6 exons.